Symbiodinium sp. CCMP2456 is the source of this 950-nucleotide messenger RNA. The record is from the annotation of a GenBank genome assembly. Lineage: Eukaryota; Dinophyceae; Suessiales; Symbiodiniaceae.
GGACAUCCACGAUUGGAAUGAUCCUGAAUUCCUCGCAUGCAACAUCUGGGGCGAUCCUCAUGUAACGGCAAGUUGGAGAAAUCCUGCCGUUUACGAUUUCCAAGGUCUCGGAGCCUAUCGAUACGCCUCCUCGACAGAGUGCGGGGGAGACUUCGAGCUGCAAGCGUUUCACUGCGACUACGGGGGCCAUGGCAACGCAGUCCCCAUAGCUAUUGCUGUCAAGAUGAACGAGGGCUCUGUCAUGUAUGUGACUGGACCGGCGAUCAUGAACACUGACACGACACCUUUAUCUCAGGAUCCAGCAGGUGCGGUCAUGGAGGACCCCGAUCGAGGAGUCAACAUCGUCAGCGACGACAAGUGCAUCCGCCUCAAUGUCAACACCAAGUCUUUGACACAGGACACGAAGAUGGUCAACAACGUGAAGCUCAGAGUCAUCGCAGAAGCGGCCAAUAAGACCGGGCUCUGCGGGGCAGAGAGUCUUGCCGGUGAGUUUGUUCCAUCCGACAGCCCUGCAUUCUUGUUCGACUUGAUGAACAUGCACAAGGGCCUCUGCGACUACUGCGUCCAGAACGGCGGCCGGAUACCGCCGGGAUGUCCGAUCUCUACGGGAAUGGCGACGAUGUCUCCGGAAUGCGAGUUUAUGCAGCCGUUGCCAAAAGAGGAGCUCAACAUGCAGGACUGCGCUUUUUCGACUCCCCUUUUUGAUGAGGCUAGGCAGGGCGGAAAGAAUUGUCUCGCGUAUGUGGAGAUGAGCGAGACGUCCUGCAGUGACUACUGCGGUGCAAGGCAAGCCACCUGUGUUGCCACCGUGCCGGGCACCAAAUACGGAAACUGCGACUACGAUCACGUGAUGGCAACGCUUGAAGACAUACCGGACGGCGUCUUCUGCAAUAGCACGGAUUUGAAGGACGUAAUCUGUGUCUGCGAGAAGCCGACGAAUCCAGCUCCAG